GGCCAGUCUUAGCGACUGACGUCACCGUCGCUGGUAAACCAGUUGUUUAGAAGAAAAGGGAAUUAACGCCAAGCGGAAGAUAUAACCUCUUCAAAUUUGGGGGGUUUUGCACGUUUUAUGACCGAGGGUUAGUUUUUUUUUCUUCAGGCAUGUCGACCCCGGCUAGAAGACGGCUUAUGAGAGAUUUUAAAAGACUUCAAGAAGACCCCCCCACUGGCGUUAGCGGAGCACCAUCAGAAAACAAUAUCAUGCUUUGGAACGCCGUUAUUUUUGGGCCUGUGGGAACGCCAUUUGAAGACGGAACUUUUAAGCUUGUGAUAGAGUUUUCAGAAGAAUACCCAAAUAAGCCGCCAACAGUUCGAUUUGUCUCCAAAAUGUUCCACCCAAAUGUUUAUGCAGAUGGCAGUAUAUGUUUAGACAUCCUACAGAAUCGCUGGAGCCCCACGUACGAUGUCUCCUCCAUACUCACCUCAAUCCAGUCAUUGCUGGAUGAGCCAAACCCCAACAGUCCAGCCAACAGCCAGGCGGCGCAGCUCUAUCAGGAAAACAAGAGGGAGUACGAGAAGCGGGUGUCUGCCAUCGUUGAGCAAAGCUGGGUGGACAUCUGAGCACGUCUGGGACCGUGUCUGCCCUCGCUUGUGCUCUCUCACUCUUUCAUACUCUUCUCACGCUCCUCCUCUUCCUCUCUGCCAGCCCCGUCUUCAUCCCUGUACUCCAACCGUAUCUUUUUUCUUUUUUUUUUGUCACCACAUCUCGACAGACGACAGUGACAACGUCAGAGCAACACAAGUGCCACCCCCCCUCCAAAACAAAGAAAACGAAAACGAAAAUAACGACAUCCAUGAUUGAUCUGCAGCAGAAUGGACUCUAACUUGCUUUCCAACACAUUUUAGGACAAAAGGAGAGGGGAAGGAGAGGGCGGGGAUCAAUCUUUUUCUUGUCCUUUUUUUACUUUGCAUGAUGUGAAAUAAGUUAUUGCUAACAGAUUUUGUAAUAUAUCUUUUUUUUCUUGUUGUUUGGAUUGAUGCUGUUUUAGUCUAAAAGUUUUUAUUUCAGUUUUUAAUUUUGUAACAACUCCAGGUGUGAGCAUAACCGAGCUGUUUUGUUUUUGGAAAAAGGGUAGAUAGAUGACCAUAUCUUCAUAUUAUAAAAGGCACUGUCAAGUAAAUCCAGUAACGCUGUUCCAUGUCAUCAGUAUUAAUCACUUUUGUCCCAGACGUAUUGCGGAAAAUGUCCAAUUACAAAGGCCAAAAGAAAAACGGCUACUCCCUUGUUCUUUUCAAAGCACUCAUCUCAUUUGAAGAGACUAAAUCUCCAGACUGGUAGGCGUCACAGGCUGCAGCCUGGCAAAGUGUCCCUGGUGCUCAUGACUCACAGCCCCUGCGCGCCGGAGAGCCCUGCUCCAAGGAGGAGGUUUAAGAGAUGAUAUUUGUGGAGAAGAAAGUCAACUGUGUUGUAAUUCGAGAACCAGCAGCGGACAGGAACCAUACACAGGUGAUUAUUGUUAAAAUGAUCCAUGGGUAUCUCGGAGAAGAAAAACACACGUUGAUAGUAUUUUGUUCAGAGGUGGCCACCUGAACGUCCCCUGACCAUGACCACUUGUUUCAGUUAUGCACUAAACCAUAUUAACCAUAUCCAUGUGAAGUCAGACUCCAGCCUAACUGGCAUCAUGCACAUAUCUGUUUCAGGGUUCUUCAGGUGGAUAGGACUCUGAACCUGACAGUAGCACAAGGAGGAUUUUGCACCAAAAUUUAUUUAGUACAAUUGAUAUUUAUCCUUAAUUUUAUAUUUGAAUGUGUUUUCAUUUUUGAAUGAUGGAAUCACAAUGAUGUACGUGUAUCUUUCACAUAACAUUUUAUGUGGGGCAGCUGCAGAUCAAGACUAGAAUCGGACAAAAGCACUGACAGUAACUAAGGCUAGACAGAAACGUUAUCCAGACACUGGAUACGGGGGUAAACAUGUUGAAAUCUGGGGCAGGACAUCAUGUCACCUUCUCCUUGGAGCCAACAUAACAAAGCAGUGUUGGAAGUACCAGCUCCCCCCCCCCCCCUUUUCUCUCCAAUUGCAUCCAGUUAAUUACCCCACUCUUCCGAGCCAUCCUGGUCGCUGCUCCACCCCCUCUGCCGAUCCGGGGAGAGCUGCCGACUACCGCAUGCCUCCUCCGAUACACGUGGAGUCGCCAGCCGCUUCUUUUCACCUGACAGUGAGGAGUUUCGCCAGGGGGACGUAGCAUGUGGGAGGAUCACGCUAUUCCCCCCAGUCCCCCCCCCCCCGAACAGGCGCCCUGACCGACCAGAGGAGGCGCUAGUGCAGUGACCAGGACACAUACCCACAUCUGGCUUCCCACCCACAGACACAGCCAAUUGUGUCUGUGGGUGGGCUGUACCAGCUUUUAACACAGUACUCACUUUCUGCCCUGUAUCAUCAGUAUGACUACAUUAAUUGCCUCUGAUGGGAGGUUGGAAAAAAAAGACCAUGGUGCCAACUCUCUCUCCUCACAAUAGGAGACUUGCCCUGUUGCCUGCGACGCCUACGAGUCCCAAGAUAUUGCUUUGAAUCAUACGGCUGAUGUUAGCUGAAAACCUCCUAUGGCUGCAUUCUCCUUCAAACAAAAAGCACCUUGUUUUCUUUGCUGACUAAAUUUAAAGUGAAACAUCAAGACCUUGAGGACCGUGACCCUCCCAUCACGCGGCUUGGGACAAUAUCGGGCGGUUCAGUAUGAACCUCUAACCCAAGCUGUAGGGUGUUUUCACACCUUCAGUUUGUCUCCGCUAUCUGUGGGGCGCGGUUUAAAAAGGCAACUUGACACAAGUGGAGGAUAACAAGUCGACAGUGUUUAGCAGCUACUGCUAAAUGGUCAGUCUUCAUCAAACCCAAAUGUCACAUCUUUUCUGAGACUAGAAAUCAUAUUGUGGUUAGAGAAUUAUUUCAGCUUAUAAGAAGGAAUAUGCUAUAAAUUUUAUGAAUUUACUUAAGAGGAAAAACCAUGUAUACUUCUGACAAAUAUGCUGUAUAAACAUAAUAAAACAUGUUUUUCAGACUUUGA
Messenger RNA from Lampris incognitus (smalleye Pacific opah), 3046 nucleotides. It is a transcript of the gene ube2b, whose product is annotated as ubiquitin-conjugating enzyme E2B (RAD6 homolog). Bases 150 to 608 code for a protein of 152 amino acids. Gene Ontology annotation, molecular function: ubiquitin conjugating enzyme activity. Gene Ontology annotation, biological process: proteasome-mediated ubiquitin-dependent protein catabolic process; DNA repair; protein polyubiquitination. The record is from RefSeq and is a predicted model, not a curated record. NCBI's taxonomy places the organism in Eukaryota, Metazoa, Chordata, Actinopteri, Lampriformes, Lampridae. Gene Ontology annotation, cellular component: HULC complex. The transcript is spliced from 6 exons.